AUGUCGAAUAGGAUGAAAGCCACGGAAUUUCCUGGAGGACUGAAGACGAAAGGAGACAUAACUGAUAGCUAUAGUUCUGAUUUUCUGAUAAAAGUUUCCAGCAUGUACAUGAAACUGAUGCAUGAGAGCAGAAGCCACCUGAAAUUAUAUCCGUGGAGGAAGCAACAAAACAUUAUUACGCGACUUCUUUCUGAUACAAGAAUCACAGCUUUGUCACGCUUUGAGCUAAGAAGGGAAUCAUUGAAGCGAGCCUGCGCUCAAUUUAGGCGACCUCUUACGGAGAAAGAGAAGAAACUUUUGUACGCCACAAUGGUGGUGGACGAUAAACACCGACUCAUUUGGUGUCCUGUCAGAAAAUCCGGCACAACAUCCUGGCGUAGCAUGAUGCUCCUUCUGGCGGGAAGGUUUUCGGACGUAAAAGAGGCUGUAAACCACGCCUUGCACCACGACUUCCAGUAUCUAACGCGCUUGAGUAAAAAGUAUCACAGCAAUGCGGAUAUCGAGUGGAGGUUGAAGAACUACACGAAAUUCAUGUCGUACAGAGAGCCUCUUCAACGAGUCGUUUCCGACUACAGACAGAUCAGAUUGCAUAAAACUGCAGGUCAAAAAAAAGUUUGCAAAUGGGUUGUACAGUACAACAAGCGUCUCAAUCAAGGAAAGAUUAGACGGGAUGCUCGGAACAACAUCAGCUUUCCUCAUUUUGUCAAUUACAUUACUCGUUUCUAUGGCAGUAAAGAAAAGUAUUUAGAUCUUAACAUUCAUUGGAGACCAAUCAACUUGAUUUGCCAUCCUUGUCACAUUGAUUAUGAUUUCCUCGUUGACAUGGAUAGUACUGGUCUUGCUGAGGAAUCAGAUUAUCUCCUCAAAUCUGUUGGAGCUCCCUCUUGGCUGCAUCUGCCGCACGACAAUAAAUCGGGUAACGAAACAAAGUACAGCUUUUUCUCUCAGCUUUCGACCGCUCAGUUUCAACGUCUUCGUGAUCAAUACGACGACUACGAGAUAUUUGGAUAUCAACGUCUCAAUCAACAUGAAUAA
Messenger RNA from Corticium candelabrum, 1035 nucleotides. RefSeq names its product carbohydrate sulfotransferase 8-like. Gene Ontology annotation, cellular component: membrane. Lineage: Eukaryota; Metazoa; Porifera; Homoscleromorpha; Homosclerophorida; Plakinidae. Gene Ontology annotation, biological process: carbohydrate biosynthetic process. The record is from RefSeq and is a predicted model, not a curated record. Gene Ontology annotation, molecular function: sulfotransferase activity. The coding region runs from base 1 to 1035 and encodes 344 amino acids. The transcript is spliced from 2 exons.